Molecule: messenger RNA, 297 nt
Organism: Alternaria viburni
Lineage: Eukaryota; Fungi; Ascomycota; Dothideomycetes; Pleosporales; Pleosporaceae
Exons: 2
Coding region: 1-297 (98 amino acids)
Source: RefSeq, a predicted model, not a curated record
AUGACACCGAAAGCAGCACCCACACCAAUCCCGGCUUUCGCGCCUGUCGAGAGGCCACCACUGUCGUCAUUCGGUGGUGUUGUAGUGGACGAUGGGGUUGGAGUGCUCGAGGAACUGGACGAGCUCAAUGGAGCCGAGGUGCUUGUAGACGACGCGAUCGAAGACAUCGAAGAACUCGAGAUGAUGCCCAGGAACACACGAUCGACUUUCUCCUUCCCGAAACUAGCAUCGUCGCCACAGCAAGCGGUUGAGUUGCCACAGCACCAGUACUCAGACGAAUCGGACUCUCUAAAAUAG